UUGUUGUGUGUGAUGGCUUGUGCUUGGGCACAGGACACCACAGACGUGCCCGAGACCACUGAAGCCAGCACCACCAGUACCACCACACAGGUCCCUAUCCUGCGGCAGGUCAACGAAGUCAACGAGGACGGGACCUACACCUACGGCUUCGAGGCCGCCGAUGGAACCUUCAAGCUGGAGACCCGCGACGAGAACGGCAACGUCAAGGGCAAGUACGGCUUCCUGGACGAGUUCGGAGAGCUCAAGAUCGUCGAGUACAGCGCCGGGAACGAGACGGGCUUUGCGCCCACGUCCGAUCUCCUGCCCAAGCCUGUGCCCGUCCCUGAGGUUCCACAGAUUCCCCAGCAGCUGCCGAACAUCCCCACUCUUCCGAGGCCCCAGUUCAACCCACAGCGGGUGCCACAGCCCCAAUUCGCUCCCCGCCCACAGCCCCAACCUCAGCCUCAAUUCGCUCCCCGCCCACAGCCCCAAUUCGCUCCCCGCCCACAGCCCCAAUUUGCUCCCCGCCCACAGCCUCAACCACAGCCCCAGUUCGUUCCCCAACCUCAGCCCCAAUUUGCUCCCCGCCCACAACCGCAACCUCAGUUUGUUCCCCAGCCCCAAUUCGCCCCUCGCCCCCAACAGCCCCAGUUCGCUCCCCAGCCUCAGCCCCAAUUCGCCCCUCGCCCCCAACAGCCCCAGUUCGCUCCCCAGCCUCAGCCCCAAUUCGCCCCUCGCCCCCAACAGCCCCAGUUCGCUCCCCAGCCUCAGCCCCAAUUCGCCCCUCGCCCCCAACAGCCCCAGUUCGUGCCCCAGCAGUUCAGAGCUCAGCCCCAAGUGCCUCAGCGCCCAGUCAACGUGGAACUUGACGGCUUCUCGGAGGACACGAACCAAGACGGCUUCGUCGACGGUUCUCCCGAGGAGGCUGCCAAGGGAAAGCCUGUGCUGCCUUCAGGAACUUCUCUCCUCCCAGCUGGUACCUCCUCCCUCCCAGCACCUCAGCCUGUGCAGCCUCGCCCUCAGCCACAGUUCGUACCUCAGCAGAUCCCACAGGGAUUUAACAGGUUCGUUCCCCGUCAGCCUCAGUUCACCCCGCAACUGACAGCCCAGCAAAUCCAGCAGUUGCAACAGCAACAGAUUUUGGCUGCUCAGCAGGGACAAGUCCCUCAGCAGUUCAUAGCUCCACAGUCUGUUCCACAACAGUUCGUACCCCAACAGCUCGCUCCUCAGCAAUUUGCAGGUCAGCGUUUUGUUCCCCAGCAGUUUGUUGGACAGCAGCAAUUUGUGCCUCAGCAGUUUGCCGGACAGCAGUUUGUGCCUCAGCAGAUCGCCCAACAACCUCAGUUCCGCCCCGUGGCCCCACCACAAGGGGCACCAGCACCUGCUGAGGCCUAA
Penaeus indicus is the source of this 1374-nucleotide messenger RNA. RefSeq names its product DNA translocase FtsK-like. The record is from RefSeq and is a predicted model, not a curated record. Bases 13 to 1374 code for a protein of 453 amino acids. The transcript has a single exon. NCBI's taxonomy places the organism in Eukaryota, Metazoa, Arthropoda, Malacostraca, Decapoda, Penaeidae.